Messenger RNA from Drosophila grimshawi, 1607 nucleotides. Its product is annotated as 3-hydroxybenzoate transporter MhbT. The coding region runs from base 1 to 1602 and encodes 533 amino acids. The record is from RefSeq and is a predicted model, not a curated record. Gene Ontology annotation, biological process: transmembrane transport. Lineage: Eukaryota; Metazoa; Arthropoda; Insecta; Diptera; Drosophilidae. The transcript is spliced from 4 exons. Gene Ontology annotation, molecular function: transmembrane transporter activity.
AUGCUCUUUAAAUUGACAGGCACUGUGGAGAAAUGCAAGCCCGUCCAGAGUCGCGAGUACAGCUUCGAGGAGGCGAUCACGUUGGCUGGUGUUGGCCGAUUUCACCUGAAACUGCUGCUGAUCUGUGGCAUGUGCUUCAUGGCUGUUAUGGUGGAGAUAAUGGGCGUUAGUCUAAUCAUGCCACUGGUCAAAUGCGAUCUGAAUGCCACACUGGGUGAGCAGGGCAUACUCGCCUCGGCUGGCUUUCUGGGCGUCGUUCUCAGCUCGCAUGCGAUGGGCUUCCUGGCGGACACUUGGGGUCGGGUCGCAACGCUCCGGAUUGCGAUAGCGCUCAGCGCGAUCUGCUCGAUAGUGUCCGCGUUUUCGGUCAACAUUUGGAUGCUGAUCGUGUGCCGUUUCCUUACCGGCUUCUUCAUCUCCGGCGGACAGGCGUGUGUGUUCAGCUUGUGUGGCGAGUUCCAUGGCAAUGGGUCUCGUGUCCGUCACGUCACACUCCUCUCCUGCUUCAUGUGCAUUGCCAUGAUGUUUGCACCCGCUGUUGCCAUUGGCAUUCUGCCGUUGCAGUUCGAGGGCUCGUUGCUGGGCUUGCCACUGUCCUCGUGGCGUUUGUUCAUCAUUGCGGAUGUUUCGAUAUCGCUGAUAGCAAUUGUGGGUCUCUAUGCGCUGCCGGAGACGCCCAAAUAUCUGCUCGUCCAGGGUAACGUGGAGGAGGCACUGCAAACGCUGGGCAAAAUCUAUGAACAGAAUUUUGGACGAUCUGCCGGCGAUUAUCCCGUCAAGCGUUUAUCGCCACAAACCGGUGGCGCCAGUUUGUCCAGCGUUCACAGUUUCUGUGAUGCAGUGCGUCUCGUCUGGCAGCAGACGGUGCCGCUGUUCUAUCGCUCCCGCGUCUUCCACACACUGAACAUCUGCACCACACAGUUCAUCAUCUAUGGCAUUGCCCAGGGCAUAUUCAUGUGGUUCCCCACCAUACUCAACGAGCUGGGCAAGCACAGUGGUGAGGGCUCAUUGCUCUGCACCAUCUUGCAAGGCUUCAACACACCCGCCGAGACCGAGAUCGCCUCAGACAGUGUCUGCCACAUAGCAGCCGAUAUCAAUACGUACCAGGUGAUGAUCUGCAUUGGUGGUGCCUUCACAGUCAUCUAUCUGAUAUUUGCCUACACCAUCGAUAUGAUUGGCAAACGGAAUCUGCUGAUUGGCUGGAUGAUGUUGACAAUUGUGUGUUUGAUCCUGUUGCAUUGGCUCGAGAAUUUUGCACUGGUUGUCAUCGCUCUGACCAUAUCGAUGGCCAUUGGCAAUUGUGGGGGCUUGGUUAGCACGAUUGCUAUGGAUUUCUAUCCGACGCAGAUAAAUGCGAUGGGCAUGUGCUUCAUCAUGAUGGUGGGUCGCCUGGGCGCUGUGGUCGGCAGCAAUCUGUUGGGACGACUCCUGUUCAAUAGCUGUGACACUACAUUCUGGGCACUGCUUGGCGUGGUCAGCGUGCUCAGUGUGAUGACAUACUUUCUACCGGAUCAGGCCAACACUGCCAACACCUCCAAGGCCAAGUCUGACAGCAUCAGCAGCGCCACCACCAGCAGCAGCCAGGAAAUUAGCUCUAAGUAACUGUA